Medicago truncatula (barrel medic) is the source of this 966-nucleotide messenger RNA. Its product is annotated as glutaredoxin-C11. The coding region runs from base 98 to 409 and encodes 103 amino acids. The record is from RefSeq and is a predicted model, not a curated record. The transcript has a single exon. Lineage: Eukaryota; Viridiplantae; Streptophyta; Magnoliopsida; Fabales; Fabaceae.
CGAAAUCUAAAAAUUUCACAAGACAAAACAAAAACCUUAGCAAUAAAAAAAAAACUUUGAAUAUUUUCAAGAUUCAUAUUUUUAUAUAUAUUUAGUAAUGGAUAGAGUAAAGGAUUUGGCAUCAAAGAAAGCUGCAGUUAUAUUUACAAAGAGUUCAUGUUACAUGUGUCAUAGCAUCAAACAACUUUUCUAUGAACUUGGAGCAAGUCCUGCAGUAUAUGAACUAGACAAUGAUACAUAUGGUAGAGAAAUGGAAUGGGCUUUGAGGGGUAAUUUUGGAUGUAACCCUUCAGUUCCAGCAGUGUUCAUAGGUGGAAAAUUUGUUGGAUCUUCAAAAGAUGUGAUAUCUCAUCAUGUUGAUGGAUCUCUCAAACAAAUGCUUAUGGAUGCAAAGGCCAUUUGGUUUUAGUCAUAUUUCCAUUCAGAACUCUUUAUAGUUUAUACACCAAAAGUGGUGUAUGAAAGAGUUCUGAUACUACUUUACAGACAAUGUUUAAAUAGAACACACCUAGUUUUCUUGUGUGUCACUCUUAAUUUUCACUUAAAGAAGUCUAUAAAAAUUUGACUUGUUUUUGGUAUUUUCUAAAAGGCUAGCUAUGUGUCUACUAAGAUAAAACUUGAUCGUUAGGGCAGUCAAGUGGACGAGGCUAUACCGACGGGUGUCUAAGGAGGGUAGAUGUAUGGAAAGUGGAUUUGUGAGGAAAGUGGAUAAGGGAUCAAUUUGAACUCGUGACUAACCGGUCACAAGGAAUCAAUUUGGCCAUUGCGCCAUGGCUCAUCCCAUACAAAAAUGUAUAUUGGAAUGUUGAUGGAAUUUUUUUUUUUUUAUUUUAUUUUAUGAAAAACAAGAUCUUGUAUAUUGAACUAAUGCCAAGAUCUUUAAAUAUGAAUCUAUAUACCACAUUCAUAUCUAUUUGGAAGGUGUAUCAAAUCAUACAAGUACUAGUAGUGAAUAAGAUGUUUUUA